AUGUUCUCUCACUCUCCGUCAAUCUCCCCGACCGACUUACGCAAACCUAGCAUACAAAAUCACCGCAAAGCUCUGGCGAUCUUAGGUGCUGAUGAUUACUUCACGCUAAACUCAGGGACACCGCCACCACCUCCUCCUGCAUCUGGAUCCUAUCAGCUCUCCCUCAAUCCAAUUGUUCACGAACCCUUUCGCGCAUCAUGGGUCUCGCCGGCAUCUCCAGCGUCACCAGACCAAAAUGAGUCGACUAGCCGGAACUCCGGCACUUUUCUUCAAGAUGCAUCGGAGCAUGAAGUUUCGCCUAUAACCCCCGUCUUCCGUCACGGCAGCGAAAACACGUCAGGCUCCGAUGUUCAGGACUUUGGCUACAAAGAGUUUCGACGAGAGUCUGCCGCAAGCACGACCAGUAGUAAUUCCAAAUCAAGCCAAAAUGGACAUAUACGCAGACGGCUUCAUGGGUUCUUCGGUGGCGGCGCUGGAGAUGAAAGUGGCCCUGCGGAAAGUAGUGGUCGCGAGGAUUGCGAUGCUAUUAGCCAAAACCGCGAAACACCCGUAUCGCGUCAUCGAAACGACUCGACAGCGUCCAAAAAUUUCCCAGAGACCUCUAAAACUCGUACCCUUUCACCGAGACCCUCUCGACCACGAACCCCGCUACCUUCAAGUGAAGUCACACCAUGGAUGUACCAGCAAUACAACGAUAUCCCCCACUAUGGCGAGGCCCCUAUACGAAAGGAGCCCACCGGCCCAGAUGUUCAACGUUUCACCAACGGCAAAGCAGCGUCAAUUCAUUCCGAACACAAAGCCUCGCAUAAGCUCCCAUUUACAGGACGGCGGCAUUCUAGAAGCAAGGAGGGAAAGCCUACAUCUUCUGCAUCUUUCGAGUCCGCCCUUCGAUCGACUGCGGCCAACGCUCAAGAUGACGAUGCAAGUUCUCAUCUUCGAGAUGCUGGAGGCUUGUUGGUAAAUACCGCCAUGAGUUCAUCGAGCACUUUGGCCGGUCGACCUACAAGUCCUACGCCUAGUGCUCAAAGUUCUAUAAUCCAGCGAGACACUGGUUCUGGCCAUGGCUCGCCAGGUCCCGUCCGCGGCUUUAUGCAUAAAAUACUCCGAAGCAAGCCUUCAACUUUGAAGAGCCUUCCUGGUUCUGAGAAGAGCCUGCAUGACGCAAUGAGAACUGUCGCAAAGGUGUCUAGACGCGACGCCUCGCCCCUUCGCCAUCGCCAGGGCAGCCUUGAUGAUGGUAUUAUGGGGAGACAUGGUGAAAGUCUUGAGUACGACCGCAGAAGAGAUGGCCGACAUCCUCCCAAAAAUAAGAAAGGACGAAAAUACACCUCAAACAAGUCACCACCGUAUCGAGAGGAGAAAAUUUAUAAACUUGAUACUAAUCUCAGUGAUAUGGAAGGCAUUGUCAGUGAACCAAGGCCGCACUCCCCUAACAACCAGACCAUCAUCUUUGAUGGCAAUUUGCCAGAAGAUAAAUUACUGCAAGAACACCAGGUCGGAGACUGGAACGCCCCUGAUAGUUGGCAGGUUAAGAAGCAAGGCGACGAUCUUGUUCGCGGUCUUCCGGAGAUAGAUAAUGAGCUUGAAGCUGCUGCUAUUAAUGACAGUUCCAGCUACUUUAUUCGUGUCUUUCGUAUUGACUCGACUUUUGCAACACUCUCGGCUCCUCUGAACGCUACAGUCGCCGAUAUUCUCGAGUUGCUUGGGAAAAAGUCUUUCUUGCAAGAUGAUUUGAAAAAUUAUGAAAUCGUCAUGCGCAAGAACGAUUUGACUAGACAACUUGAACAUGGAGAGCGUCCAAUUUUACUACAAAAGAAGUUUCUCGAGCAAGUAGGCUAUUUACCGAAGGAUAGAAUUGAGGACGUUGGUCGUGAGGAUCACAGUUACAUUUGCCGAUUCAUAUUUUUACCAACCAAGCUUAAUGGCUAUGUCAGCUUGGAUGCUGAUCCUGGAUUCAACAAAAGCCAAAAGUUCAGCCAUGUUGAUCUUCAGGGACGCAGUCUUGCCACGAUACCAAUCACUCUCUACAAAAGGGCGCCUGAAAUCAUCUCAUUGAACCUGUCCCGGAACCUUGACAUGGAUGUGCCAUCCGAUUUUAUAACGAGCUGUAUCAACUUGCGUGAGAUCAAGUUCAUGAGCAAUGAGGCCUGGCGACUACCUUCUAGUUUCCGCUUGGCCACUCGACUAACUUAUCUCGAUGCCUCCAAUAACAGACUUGACGGGCUAGAAUAUACCGAUCUUUCUGAGCUUCAUGGUCUUGUCAGUAUCAAGUUGGCAAAUAACAGAUUGUCGUCUUUGCCUAGCUAUUUCAGGGAUUAUUCCUCGUUGCGAAGUUUGACGCUCUCCUCAAAUAACUUCCAAGUUUUCCCAGAAUUCCUCUGCAAUCUUCCAAACUUGGUCGAUCUUGAUAUCAGUUUCAACAGCAUUCGCGAACUACCACACAUAGGUCGACUGAAACAGCUGGAGCGUUUGUGGGUGACGAAUAAUAGGCUAUCCGGGCCUCUUGAUAAGUCAUUUCAAGGAUUGAAGAGCAUCAAAGAAAUUGACGCUCGAUUCAAUGCCAUUGAAAAUGUUGACAGUAUUAUGCGACUACCUCGCUUGGAGCAGUUACUCUUGGGACACAAUGCCGUGACGAAAUUCAAGGGAAAUUUCCCCAAGCUGCGUACAUUGGUGCUUGAUCAUUGUCCAAUAACUCAGUUCGAGCUGGAUGCUCCCAUACAAACUCUUACUUCUUUGAACAUCGCUUCGGCAAAGUUGGUACAAUUGAAAGAUUCUACUUUUGAGAAUCUUCCCAACCUCACUAAAUUGAUUUUGGACAAAAAUUUCUUUUCAUCGCUUUCGCCUUCCAUUGGCAAACUGCGCCGUCUCGAACAUUUUAGCAUGAUCAAGAAUCCUCUGAAGUCAUUACCACCAACUAUUGGUUGUCUGACGGAUCUCAAACUCUUGAACUUGAGAGAAUGUAGCUUGGAACGUUUGCCGUCCGAGAUAUGGUUCUGCUUAAAGCUUGAGCAUUUGAACGUUUCCUCAAACAUCCUUGACGGCUUUCCAAAACACACCGGUCAACCUCCCUUACCACCUGGGGAAUAUGUCUCGCCGUCGCCAGCGACAACACCUGGCUUGUCUAAUACUCCAAGCUACGAGAACAUGGCCUCUUCUGACGAUGCUCAAUCACGGCGCCCAAGCCAGAAUUCGAGUGGGUUACUGAGUCUGGCCGGUUCACCCGGUAUAGGUCGCAACAAUUCCUUGCAAUCCACCUAUAUUCCCAAUGGCCGCAAGGCUUCAACGGCAUCACGAGCGUACACCGAGGGAUCUAAUUCCACCAGAAAAGAUUCAAAUUUCGCACAACGCCUGGCGACAACGUUCUCGGGUUCCCUUCGAAAUCUUUAUCUCGCAGACAAUCGGCUAGAAGAUGAUGUUUUCAGAGAGCUGGCUUACCUCCCAGAAUUACGCGUGCUUAAUCUCUCAUACAAUGUAUUGACCGAGGUUCCCCAGGGUUAUCUUAAAAGAUGGCAAAAUUUGACCGAUAUCUUCCUUUCUGGCAACGAAUUGGCCUCAUUACCUUCUGAUGAUUUGGAAGAAACGAGCAAUCUUAAGACUAUACACCUGAACGGAAAUCGAUUCCAAGUUUUACCUGCAGAGCUAUGCAAAGUCAGCAAACUGGCUAUUCUGGACGUUGGUAGCAAUUUGCUGAAAUACAAUGUUUCCAAUUGGCCUUACGAUUGGAACUGGAAUUGGAAUCGAAAUCUCAAAUACCUCAAUUUCUCCGGCAACAAAAGGCUCGAGAUCAAACCGAACAUUGCUUCUUUGGGAUCAAAUUCAGUAAACGGGACAGAUUUGACCGGGUUCAACUCAUUAACGCACCUGCGCAUCUUGGGUUUGAUGGAUGUGACUUUGACGAUUAAAACGGUCCCCGAGGAGACGGAGGAUCGACGUGUCCGUACUUCGGCAUCUCUUGCAGGAUCGUUGGCGUACGGAAUGGCUGACUUCCUCGGAAAAGACGAGCAUCUCUCUAUUAUUGAUAUGAUGGUUCCUCGUUUACGUUCUGACAACAUGGAUACAUUGGUUGGCAUGUUUGAUGGCCAAUCUCAGUCCAUUGGUGGUUCCAAGAUUGCGAAGUUUCUUCAUGAAAACUUCACACACUGCUUUGUUGAUGAGCUAAAAAAGCUAUCACCUGACACAGACACUCCUCUAGAUGCACUGAGACGGGCAUUCCUUACACUAAACAGGGAUAUGGCCGCCGCUGCAUACAAGUCCAUUGAUGACAAAGAAGUCCGUCAAUUUGCUCGUGGUUCGACAGCAGCCAAAUUGCUCAACAAGGAUGAUAUCCAUUCAGGUGGAGUUGCCACUGUACUUUAUUUGAAGAACAUGGACUUGUACGUUGCAAACGUGGGUGAUGCACAAGCAGUUCUAGUCAGAUCAGAUGGGACUCUGCGACCCCUUACUUUCAAUCAUGAUCCGGCCGAACCUGGCGAACGGAAUCGUAUACGGGAAGCUGGUGGCUUUGUUUCUCGCAAUGGAAAGCUUAACGAUGUGCUUCCUGUGUCUCGAGCAUUUGGCUACUUCCCGUUGAUUCCCUCAGUCGUCGCAGCGCCUCAUACUGCCCACUUUACAUUGACUGAACAAGAUGAGUUGAUCAUUAUGGCAUCUCGAGAGGUCUGGGAUUAUGUCACUUUCGAUCUAGUUGUUGACGUGGCUCGCGCUGAACGCAGAGACUUGAUGAUUGCAAGUCAAAAGAUUCGUGAUCUUGCAAUCGCAUUUGGAGCAUCCAAUAAGCUAAUGGUCAUGAUUGUUGGCGUGAGCGAGCUGAAGAAACGCGAGCGGUAUAGGAAGCUUCGAAAUGCUAGCCUUUCCGUUGGUCCGUCAUCGUUCCCCGAAGAAGUGCUUCCGCCUAAACGUACCAGGAGGGCUCGAGAUGCCGUUGGUGAUUCUCGGCUUGCCCGGUUCAAUUUUGUCGAUGCACCUGUGGGAGAUCUGGCCAUCAUUUUCACAGAUAUUAAAAAGUCUACUUCGCUAUGGGAAACUUGCCCAGAGGCUAUGAGAUCUGCCAUUCAAAUUCACAACGAUAUCUUGCGUCGGCAACUGGGUAUAACCGGCGGUUACGAAGUCAAAACUGAAGGAGAUGCUUUCAUGGUGGCAUUUUCAACGACUAGUGCUGCUCUUCUUUGGUGUUUCAAUUGUCAGACACAAUUGUUGGAAGCCGAGUGGCCUAAGGAGAUCUUGGAGCAACCGCAGUGCAAAGAACGGUACGACAAAGAUGGAAAUCUCAUCUUCAGAGGUCUUUCGGUCAGAAUGGGCACUCACUGGGGUGAGCCAGUGUGUGAGAAAGAUCCUGUGACCGGUCGUAUGGACUAUUUUGGUCCUAUGGUCAAUCGUGCAUCCCGUAUCUCAGCUGUUGCCGAUGGUGGACAAAUUUUUGUCUCUUCUGAUUUCAUGAGCGAGUUUCAACGCAUAAGUGAAGUCUACGCAGAGAGCGAGCGCUCCCUUUCUGUAAGCUCGGAAAGCGACUACGGAGAUCCUUUACAGAACAUUCGAAGAGAAUUGCAACAACUUAAUAGUCAAGGAUUCGUUGUCAAAGAUCAGGGUGAAAAGAAAUUGAAAGGCCUCGAGAAUCCGGAAGCGGUCUAUCUCAUCUGCCCGCAUUCUCUCGCGGGGAGACUUGCAGUUCAGGAAGGUGUUUCGCCCGAUGAAGAUCUAGCGCCUGCAACUAUCAAGAAAGGCUCCCAGCUCGAUAUUCGAACAGACCAAAUCUGGCAGCUCUGGGAAAUUACUCUUCGACUGGAACGACUCUGUAGCUCUCUCGAGACUCCAGGGAUUAGUGAAACCACUUCUCCCAACCGUCAAUUGAUGGAUGCAAUUCAAAGAGGGGGUGGUGAGCUAGCAGAUGGCACAAUUCUGAGCAUCGUGGAAAAUCAGGUCACACGAAUUGAAAAUUGCAUCAAUACUCUCGCCAUACGUCAUAUGAUGCACCCAUUCAAGAAGGGAGAUUCGAUACAUGAGCACGCCAUGUCUAUGGCAGAAGUUGUUAAGCAGUUACAGAGCCAGCUCGCAGAAUUCCAUGCUCUGAAAGAGCAUCUCAACAUAGCUGCGACUGGUGCUCCUGACCCGUUAACUCAGAUAGGACGCAACUUCAAGACACCAGGUUCUCAGAGCAGUGGAGCCAAUUCCAAUUCCUCAUCUCACAUACGUCUUUUGCUAUCACCACCCUCUCCCGAUCGCUGA
Molecule: messenger RNA, 6219 nt
Organism: Talaromyces amestolkiae
Lineage: Eukaryota; Fungi; Ascomycota; Eurotiomycetes; Eurotiales; Trichocomaceae
Exons: 1
Coding region: 1-6219 (2072 amino acids)
Biological process (GO): intracellular signal transduction; cAMP biosynthetic process
Molecular function (GO): protein binding; adenylate cyclase activity; magnesium ion binding
Source: RefSeq, a predicted model, not a curated record